CGACCGCUGUCUCUUGUUUGACCGACCGCGUUGACCGGAUCACGGGGGCAGAUCGACGUUCAGCAUGGAGGACCCGGCGGUGGCCGCUGCGGCGGUCAUGGCGGAUGCCCUGGUGAUGCCAGGACAUCUUCCACCAGGACAUCUUCCACCUGGGCAUAUGCCGCCUCCGCAUCCGAUGAUGCACGGCCCCCCUGGGCACAUGCCGAUGAUGCCUCCGGGGAUGCCGGACAUGCAUCAUCCUGGCAUGCCCAUGCCCAUGAUGCCAGAGGAGGCGAACGCCGCGCAUCGCCCCUCCAAGCGACGGCGCUUGAAAGGCCUGGAUGCCAAUAGCUUGGAAAAGCUGCUGCGUGGGCUCUACCAAUGCCUUAGGCGCUUAGUCGACGGUCUGCCGGAGAAAGGGCCGAAGGAGGCGCCGGUGGAAGUGCUGGAGGAGGAGCUGGAGAAGUUUUGGCGCUUGCGCUUCGACGCGCGCGCCCUCGGGGAGUCAGGAACCCCUGCUUUCCUUCGGCGCUUUCCAGGGGUCUUCAAUGUACGGAGCAAUGGGCUCGCAGUGCUAGUGUCACCUAAAGAGGACCCCAACUUCGACGAGGCGGCGGCGCAGGGUUUGGAGAAGACUGCUGAGGGCAAGGGCUUCAAGGCGCCGGAGGGAUUUGCCAAUGGCCUUGGGGAGCAGGUGAUUGCAGCGAUCGUGAACCUCACGGCUGAGGAGAAAAAACCUGGGAGUGUGCCUCUCAAUUGCCAGUACGCCAGCUUCGAGGUGGCCAUGGAACUCCUUGGGAACCUGAAGGAAGGCCAUCGAGAGGAGGACGACGAGCUCAUGGCAUCGCUCCGAGACCCAAAGCCUCAGCCGGUGAAGGAAGAUCCCACUCAGCGUGACGAUGUCUACGGUGCAGGGCACCUGCCGCCGCUUCAUCCGCCACCAAGCUUCAAUCAUCGACCGCCGGGACCCCCUCCGCCGAGCGGCCCUCCCUUUGGAAAGGGCGGCGGCUAUGGUGGUGGCAAAGGUGGUAGCAGGCUCUGCAGACAAUUUCAGUAUGGCCGCUGUACAUGGGGAGAGAAUUGCCGGUUUGUACACGAGAGGGAAUGAGCACAUGGCUGUGCAGCAGCUGAAUAUGACCUUGUUAUGGCGCGCGGUCAGUGGAUGUGGUG
Messenger RNA from Durusdinium trenchii, 1149 nucleotides. The record is from the annotation of a GenBank genome assembly. Lineage: Eukaryota; Dinophyceae; Suessiales; Symbiodiniaceae.